AUGGCCGAAGAUGGAUCAAAGAAGAAGGCCCCGAAGCCACCCAGGAAUCGCAGAGAUGUGAAUCUUGAAAUUCAAGCAAGGCUGUCCGGCAUGAAUAAAAAUCUGCUCGCUGAUGGCAAAGCGAAGCCUAGAAAAAUCAGUAGUGCAUCGAAAAGUACAAAGCGUCCGACGUCGGGAUCAUUGGAAAAGGUGGUGGAGAGGAAACGUGCAUCCACAUCUGCUAAGAAGAUGACACCUCCUAAGGGACAAUUUUCUGGAAGGCUGGAACCGACCCAAAGGAGUUCGAUAAUGAAAACACCUGAACCAAAGGGACCCGGUAAAAGUUUACCAGAAGAAAGCAAGGCAACAACAGGUGGUGUGAAGAUUGAAGAUGACAAAACACAGCUCGUGAACGGAGGCUCUGAUCUGUCGUCUACUUUAUCGAACCGGCAAACGGAUGUACCAGAUGCAAAAGCUAACAAAAUGGAGUUGGCUACAAAGAAAGUCGAAAAGAAAGCUCGUACUCCCAAACACUACACCGACAGACAACUUAAAAUUAAGCGUUCACGAGAAUUGGAUGCACGGAUUGCACAGCAGGUUCGUGCUGAAAUCGAUAUUCGAAGGGAGCUCGAGGAAAUGCUAAAAGAUUCAAAUUUCAGAAGUUUGAAUCCUGGGGGCGUUUUAAAAGCGUAUGUUGCCCAAACAAUGGCUUCGGGUUGCCAGCCGAUGUACAACUCCGUGCUUUCGUCUUUCUAA
Haemonchus placei is the source of this 735-nucleotide messenger RNA. Lineage: Eukaryota; Metazoa; Nematoda; Chromadorea; Rhabditida; Trichostrongylidae. The record is from the annotation of a GenBank genome assembly.